This is a messenger RNA of Aricia agestis (brown argus), 1997 nucleotides long. It is a transcript of the gene eIF4A, whose product is annotated as eukaryotic initiation factor 4A. The transcript is spliced from 7 exons. Gene Ontology annotation, molecular function: RNA binding; RNA helicase activity; ATP binding. The coding region runs from base 152 to 1414 and encodes 420 amino acids. Lineage: Eukaryota; Metazoa; Arthropoda; Insecta; Lepidoptera; Lycaenidae. The record is from RefSeq and is a predicted model, not a curated record.
GUUCAAUAAUUCAAGUAAAUUAUUCUGAUAUUCCAUAAAUUGUGUGCAGCAAAUUUACAUUUCAGAUUCUUUUUACCAUAGUGUAAAAAGCCAUUACUAAACUUAACUUGACCUUGCUAGUUCUUUUCCGUUCAGCUACCGCGAUUGGAACAUGUCGUAUUCUCCAGAAAGAAGAUCAGAAGAUUGGCCGGAAGAUUCUAAGAAUGGGCCAACCAAAGAGCCAGUCUAUGACGGACCCCAGGGAAUGGAGCCUGGCGGUACUCUUGAUACAAAUUGGCAUGAAGUCACGGAAAGCUUCGAUGACAUGAAAUUGAAAGAAGAAUUGUUGAGAGGAAUUUAUGCUUAUGGUUUCGAAAAGCCAUCUGCCAUUCAACAGCGCGCUAUUAUGCCAUGCAUUUUAGGUCGCGAUGUAAUAGCACAAGCCCAGUCUGGUACUGGAAAAACUGCUACCUUCUCAAUCUCAAUUCUUCAGCAAAUAGACACUACUGUUCGCGAAUGCCAAGCUCUUAUUUUAGCACCAACUAGAGAGCUGGCUCAACAAAUUCAAAAGGUCGUGAUCGCCCUCGGUGACCACUUGAAUGCUAAAUGCCAUGCAUGUAUUGGUGGAACCAAUGUACGUGAGGAUAUGCGUCAAUUGGAGAAUGGUGUACAUGUUGUGGUGGGUACACCAGGACGUGUAUAUGAUAUGAUCACGAGGCGUGCACUCCGUGCCAACACCAUUAAAUUGUUUGUACUAGACGAAGCUGAUGAAAUGUUGUCUAGGGGAUUCAAAGACCAAAUCCAUGAUGUAUUCAAAAUGCUGUCAGCUGAUGUGCAAGUUAUUUUGCUGUCUGCUACAAUGCCUGAUGAUGUGUUAGAAGUAUCAAGGUGCUUCAUGAGAGACCCUGUUCGCAUUCUGGUUCAAAAGGAAGAGUUAACCUUGGAAGGUAUUAAGCAAUUUUUCAUCUCCAUUGAACAAGAAGACUGGAAGUUGGAUACCCUGUGUGACUUGUACGAUACACUCUCCAUUGCCCAGGCUGUCAUCUUCUGUAACACCCGUCGCAAGGUCGAUUGGCUCACCGAAUCAAUGCACAACCGUGAUUUCACUGUGUCUGCCAUGCACGGUGAUAUGGAUCAACGUGAGCGUGAAGUUAUCAUGAGGCAGUUCCGCACAGGAUCAUCCCGAGUUCUGAUCACCACUGACCUGCUUGCUCGUGGUAUUGAUGUGCAACAAGUGUCUUGUGUCAUCAACUAUGAUCUUCCCACCAACCGGGAAAAUUAUAUUCACAGAAUUGGAAGAGGUGGUCGAUUUGGACGUAAAGGAAUUGCUAUCAACUUUGUGACUGAAGCUGAUAAGAGAGCAUUGAAGGAUAUUGAAGACUUCUACCAUACAACUAUUACUGAAAUGCCCAGUGAUGUGGCUAACCUCAUCUGAGAAGUUAGCCCAUUCCAAUUUACAUUUCGUGUCCUGCAUUCUAUUGCGAUAUUUAUAUGGUGUGAGUAUUAGGAGCUGACUCCUAAGAAUCGCUGUGCUGAAUUUCUAUUGGAACUUUAAUUUGGAUCAAUAUUUGUUUUAGUUUAAUGAGUACUUUAUACUAUAGUAGACGUAUCACUAUAAGUUUAAUUAACAUAGUCAUAGUCCCGGCAAGGCCGGAUGGCCCCCAUUCCGCGUAGACCUCUCUGCUACUUGCAGAGAGGUCUCAUCGGGUUCUGGAGAGGCUAUUUCAAUCACAAGAGCUCUAGAAGGAAAUAAUGUAUUUGUAACCUUUUCUUUUCCAUUUGUACAUACUAUGGUAACUGUUUUGUAAUACGGUAAAUAAAUAUAAUUAAAUAUUCUAUUUGUAUUGUUAUUGAUGUGAUUAUAAGCGCUCCACUCCCGAUCGGAACCUUAAUUUCUUGAAAAAAAUUGUAGUUUCAUUGUGAAAAAUUUUCUUUACAGAAGACCUACCCACAGAGCUGUUGACACUUACUAGACACAGUGGACACGUGUGGAAAUAAUAAAAUUCAAUUUCCUCUAA